Cucumis melo (muskmelon) is the source of this 1228-nucleotide messenger RNA. RefSeq names its product protein STAY-GREEN homolog, chloroplastic-like. Bases 364 to 1137 code for a protein of 257 amino acids. The transcript has 4 exons. The record is from RefSeq and is a predicted model, not a curated record. Lineage: Eukaryota; Viridiplantae; Streptophyta; Magnoliopsida; Cucurbitales; Cucurbitaceae.
CGAAAGUCAAAAACAGAGACGGUGUCGUAUUAGUAAUCAACCACGUAAACCCCUCCAAAAAGAAAAAUGGUUGCUUAUUACAAUCAAACCUAAAACAAAGUCUAGUACUUGAAGCAACAGCGAAGAAAAAAAGCUAUUCCUUUCCAACACGCUUCUAAUUCCCAAAAAUUCUGGAUUUCACCACUCUUCAGGAUUGUACACAACAUUUCCUUUUUCAUUCUUCCCCUUUUUCUCCUUUUUCUUUUUUCUUUUGUUUCCUACAAGCCUCAUAUUUCUUCCUCCCCUAAGAUUCCUCUGUGUUUUUUUAUCUUUCAAACCGAUCACAAACCCUCCCUAAUUUCUGGAGCUAAUCUGUUGGAGAAGAUGAGGGUUUUGACUAGUAAUUCUUCUCCUCUUCUUGUUCCUUCUUCAAACCCUUAUCAGGAUUCUUCUUCUCUCUUCCUCUGUAAACGCAAAUCCAAGGAGAAAAACCACAGAAUGGUUCCUAUGGCGAGAUUGUUUGGGCCAGCCAUAUUUGAAGCUUCGAAGCUAAAGGUUCUGUUUUUAGGGGUGGAUGAGAAGAAACAUCCAGGCAAAUUUCCAAGGACUUAUACGCUUACACAUAGUGAUAUUACUUCUAAACUUACUCUUGCCAUUUCUCAAUCCAUUAACAAUUCUCAGUUACAAGGAUGGUAUAAUUGGCUUCAAAGGGAUGAAGUGGUAGCAGAAUGGAAGAAAGUACAGGGGAAAAUGUCCCUUCAUGUUCAUUGUCAUAUCAGUGGUGGCCAUUUUCUUCUAGAUCUCUGUGCUAAUCUCCGAUACUUCAUCUUUCGCAGAGAACUUCCUGUGGUGCUGAAUGCUUUCGUCCAUGGAGAUGUGGACUUGUUCAAGAAUUACCCAGAGCUACAAGAGGCUAUGGUUUGGGUUUAUUUCCACUCCAAAAUUCCGGAAUUCAACAAAGUAGAAUGCUGGGGCCCACUAAAGGAUCCAGCCCCACCUUCAAGUGGGCUUGAUGGGCGGCCCAAAUCAGAUGAGCCCAUGUGGGAAUUGAGCCGGAUGGAGCGGCCCAAACCUUGCCAAGAAGACUGCAAUUGUUGCUUCCCAACCAUCCCUUCCAUUUCAUGGUCCCCCAAGAACAGUGAGUUGGAGAGCACGUGAUUGAUUUUAUUUGGCUCCCCCUUAAAUGUAAAUAGUUAAUAUCAAUAUUUGUUGUUAUUAUAUAAUAUAACAUCCAUUCCUAUUCCUCCAA